AUGAGCCUGCCACGAAGAGAUGGCUCGCCCAACGAACAACCACUGUCGUCGCUGCCGGAGCUCACACGCUUCAUCACCGCCCCCGAACAGCAUGUUUCGUUGCCCAAGAACAAGAGCACGAGCAAUCUGCUCUCACAGCGCACGCCGGCGGGCCUGUCCGUGAAUACCAAACGCAUGAGCAUCGACGCGGGGCAGCUGGACAGGAUGGCCCGCUCACCCAUUGUCCCCGAACACGAACACGGCCUGGGAGCCUCCGGUCUUCGCCGCAUACGCCAGCAACCAGGCUCUCGGGGAACACCCUCCACCUCCGCCCCGACCGCCCCAAGCUCGCCCACCCUCGCCUUCGGAGAGGACCUCACGCGUUUCCCCAGCGAGUCGCUACACUCGUUCUCCUUCGCCACCCAGUCCGACGAAUUCAUGCACAACCGCCAGAACGUACUCAAGCGGUCGAUAGACUUCAUGCAGAACAAGCUGGGCUGGGCAGCUGCGAACCCCGGCAUCGCACAAGCCCAGGCAAAGAUAAGCGGGGACCAGGAGGUGCAGAGCAUGAUGGAGCUGCUGACGAGGGCCAACCUGAUCGGCAGCGAUGCCACAGGCGCUCACGGUUUGGGAGCCCUUGGGCCCCUGACUGGGCCUGCUGAGGUGGAAGGAGAGAACCUCUUCGAGAAGAGCUUUGUCGAGCUCCAAAGAUCGGAAAGUCCUGCGAGCAUGCUAAGCCCAGCCCGGUCACCGACCCAGAAGGACCCCACGGACAACAUACCGAACGGCGACACUAACGACGAGAACUUCGACGCGAGAAGCAUCCCCGUAUCUGACCAAAUCUCCGAGGCCUCAAGUCAACGGACGGGCACCUCGCCGCCACAGCGACCUCAACGCGCAGCACUGAAGCGAACACUUACCGAUGUAGCACCUCUAUCGAUACGACAUCAACUCAAUGACGCUCUAGCCCAGCCCUACCGCGUAGGGGACCAGGACCUUACCAACCAGCUCAUGUCUCCAACUAUCCCCACUGCAACUCCUCUCUCUAGCAUUCCAGGCCCGCAUUCAGGAGGACCAGCUCCCCACGGACAGCACGGCAGCCGCUGGGCGCCAGCUGCACAGGCAAUCUUCACCACCGAGGCUACAGCUCCUUGGACCAUCACGGCUGCGAACGAUCUUGCUUGCCUGGUGUUCGGUGUGACGAGGGCCGAGGUUCGGAAGCUGGGCAUAUUGGAAGUCGUUCGAGAAGAACGAAGGAAGUGGCUUGAGGACAAGCUGCGGGAACCCCAAGUUGGAUCAAAAGCAUCCCGGGAACCGCACAAUCAAAGUCAGCAAACUACCCCCGCUCCGCUGACCCAAUUGAAAGUUGGUAACGGCGUUACAGCGAGGUUACUCAGCAAGCCUUCAUCGCGGCAGGUAGCCCAGAACCGCCGGGCGCAGACCGAUGAUGGGAGUGGUUCAUCAUAUGCACAGAAGUCGAACACCAAAGGUGCUUCACACCACGAAUCCAAGCCUUCCAGAGGAGUCUUGCUCUGUGGUGAUGUGGUGCCGAUCCAGAAGCGAAACGGCGCCACUGGUAGUGCUAGCUUAUGGGUCAAAGAGAAACGAGGCGGUCUCAUCUGGGUCCUGGAAGAGAUCGCGGAAGACGUCGUAUACAUCAACGUCGAUGAAGUAGGAUGCGUCGUGAAGGCGCAUGGAGCGAUAGAAGCAGUCUUCGGAGACGAUCGGUUACGAAGAGGCAUGGACCUCAGCCGUCUUAUACCAGCAAUCCCUAGGGUCCAAGGAGUGUAUACUGGCGCUCUGGACUACGAUAAAAUCGCCGAACUCCGCAAUUUUACCGCUCGGACCGUGAACAGCAUAAAUAUACCCGUAACAGUCGAAGCCCUACUUGGCGAACCCACCUUCCGCAUCUCGAGCUUUCCUCAUAUCGCCGGUAUAGUGGUGUUAUCGGCGUCGGACCUUACCAUCUCCAGCUCGAAUACGGUCUUUCUGUCGGCCUUAUUUGGACAGUCAAAGCCUGACGGCCUCCACAUUACACAGUUGAUUCCCGGCUUCGACAGGAUACUCAAUGUAAUGACGGAUGAAGACGAUGUAGAACUUGCUGAUGGAAUUGUCAUUCCAGAGCACAGUUUCCGGCGAGCGCGAGCCCUUUUGGCCAUGCGUGAAGGGCGUGGCGAUGCAGCGACUCUUUUCCUCAAGCCUAGCGGGCUGCCAGCUCUGCAUCGGGAUGGCACCGACAUCAUGGUAGACGUGCAGAUGCGGGUUGUCAAGAGCGAGAAGAAACCGCUAUACGAUGAGCAAGUGAUUGAGGAAGAGAACACCGCAGCCAGUCAAACGCCAAGCGCGGAAUUGGUGUUUGCGUUGUGGAUCACUUAUUCCAGACAAUUGCAUGCGGCCACUCACGGUGUCGGUCCUGUCACACCUCUUGUGUCACGGCCAGGCACGCCUCCGCACCAACCCUCGCCUGGACAGUCGACCUUGAUCAACACUGAGGAAACCGAGCCUGAACAAACUAAAUCUGAUACUCCUAUUUCGCUGUUAACGCAACAACUCCAAGCUAACCAACCUGCUUCUCCUGCGGAACCACAAGCUAAACCACCACUCGACGUCACAAAAGAAAUGGCCGAGCCGCCCCGGAAGACCAUUAAUGACUUCGUUGUCGUAGAAGAUAUGGGCCAGGGCGCAUACGGCCAGGUCAAGCUGUGUCGAUCGAAGAAGAGCAGCAGCAAAAAGUCGGUCAUCAAAUACGUGACCAAGCGACGGAUUCUUGUCGACACCUGGACACGCGACCGCCGUCUCGGCACAGUACCGUUGGAGAUCCAUGUUUUGGACUAUUUACGGAGAGACGGCUUCAAACAUCCUAACAUUGUGGAGAUGACCGAUUUCUUCGAGGACGACGUCAACUACUACAUUGAAAUGGUGCCACACGGUCUGCCGGGCAUGGAUCUUUUUGAUUACAUCGAGCUUCGCGUCAACAUGGAGGAGAAAGAAUGCCGAAAGAUAUUCUGCCAAGUCGCGGAGGCGGUGCAUCAUCUGCACACCAAAGCAAAGGUCGUCCACCGCGACAUCAAGGACGAGAAUGUCAUCCUGGAUGGAGAAGGAAAUAUCAAGUUGAUCGACUUCGGUAGCGCAGCGUACAUUAAGAGCGGGCCCUUUGAUGUCUUCGUUGGGACCAUCGAUUACGCUGCUCCCGAAGUUCUCGCCGGCAAGGCAUACCGCGGUAAAGAGCAAGACGUCUGGGCGCUUGGUAUACUCCUUUACACCAUCGUGUACAAAGAGAAUCCUUUCUACAGUAUCGACGAAAUCAUGGACCACGACCUACGCGUACCCUACGUCAUGUCCGAAGAGAACCUUGACUUGAUUCGACUCAUGCUGGACCGCGAUGUCGAGCGACGCAUUACUAUUUCUCAGGUCUUGGAGCAUCCCUGGUGUCAGGUGACAGAUGCUACUUCGUGA
Didymosphaeria variabile is the source of this 3435-nucleotide messenger RNA. RefSeq names its product serine/threonine protein kinase (gene FUN31). Gene Ontology annotation, biological process: protein phosphorylation; intracellular signal transduction; negative regulation of glycogen biosynthetic process. Lineage: Eukaryota; Fungi; Ascomycota; Dothideomycetes; Pleosporales; Didymosphaeriaceae. The record is from RefSeq and is a predicted model, not a curated record. The transcript is spliced from 5 exons. Gene Ontology annotation, molecular function: protein serine/threonine kinase activity; ATP binding. Gene Ontology annotation, cellular component: cytosol; nucleus; cytoplasm. The coding region runs from base 1 to 3435 and encodes 1144 amino acids.